Cinclus cinclus is the source of this 1537-nucleotide messenger RNA. It is a transcript of the gene GPR146, whose product is annotated as G protein-coupled receptor 146. Lineage: Eukaryota; Metazoa; Chordata; Aves; Passeriformes; Cinclidae. Gene Ontology annotation, molecular function: G protein-coupled receptor activity. The coding region runs from base 190 to 1194 and encodes 334 amino acids. Gene Ontology annotation, biological process: G protein-coupled receptor signaling pathway. The transcript is spliced from 2 exons. The record is from RefSeq and is a predicted model, not a curated record. Gene Ontology annotation, cellular component: membrane.
GAGGCAAAACAAGUGCAGCGCAGGCAGCGGCUCCCAGCGCGGUGCCGGCCAGCACCAUGGAGCCGGGGAGAGCCACGGCGGGGCCCGGCGGGCGGCUCGGUGCCUCGGGAGGGCGGCUCGGGGCAGCGGCACACGGCGAUUGAAGAAAAGCUGGUAACCAGCAAAGAAGACACAAAAGCUAAAAUCACUAUGUGGAGCUGUGAAGCCUUAAUCAACAGUACUGAGAACAGUGAGGACCAGCAUCUCUGCCAUGAUUUCGACCUUGUGCUUUCCAUCUUUUCCCUUCUCUACCUCAUUAUAUGUUUCCCAAUUGGCCUUUGUUACAAUGGCCUGCUGGUCCUAGUAAACCUCUACAACAAAGCUACUAUGACUAUGCCAGAUGUUUACUUUGUCAACAUUGCCAUUGCCGGUCUCAUCAUCAACACUCUGGCACCAAUGUACCUGCUGGGUCUUGCCAAUACAAAAUGGGCCAUCUGGAAUUCCAACAACGAAGUUUAUAUUACCUUCCUGAUUUUAUUCAACAUCUCAUCGUUAGUUACCAUGUACUCUACCACACUGCUCAGUCUGGACUACUACAUCGAACGUGCCCUGCCCAGGACUUACAUGUCCAGUGUGUACAACACCAAACACGUCUGCGGGUUCAUCUGGGGCGGUGCCAUGCUCACAAGCUUUUCAUCUCUCCUGUUCUACGUCUGCAACCACGUGUCCACCAAAAUAAUCGAGUGUUCCAAGAUGCAGAACCAGGAAGCAGCAGAUGCCAUCAUGGUGUUCAUUGGGUACGUCGUACCCGCCGUCGCUGUUCUCUACGCGCUGACGCUGAUCCUGCGCAUACGCAAGGAGGCCACGCCACUGGAUCAGGACUCUGGGCGCUUGGAUCCAUCAGUGCACAGGCUUCUGAUUGCCACAGUCUGCACACAGUUCACCCUGUGGACACCUUAUUAUGUUAUUCUCUUGGUAAGCACAUUUACUAACCUACGAGGAAGAAUUCCAGAUGUAAAUUCCAUUCAAAUAUUACACUUUGCCACGAUUUUGUCAAAAUUCCUGGCUUUCUCCAGCAGCUUUGUCAUGCCUCUGCUCUACAGAUACAUUAACAAAAACUUCCCCAACAAAUUGCGACGUUUGCUUAAAAAGAUACACUGUGGGAACCAAGGGUGUUCUCACGAGCGCACAGUUGUACAGCAGGUCAUGACAUAGGUGUGACACAACCCCUGGUGCUCUGUGCCUGCAGCACUGGGUGCUCAGUGCUGGGACUGUGACACUGCUGUAUUGGCACUCAGAGACAUUUCAGAGUCCCAGCCAAGAGGCUGGAAGGAGCUUCCCUUGCAGCUGAAUGCAACAGUCUUAAUUUCCCAGUAGUUGUUUGCUGAAGUGGUGUGAGGCUCUGGCCUAUGUUGCUGCAUUACCUGUGACAUCAGAUACCUUCAGUGCACUGAACUGGUGACAAAGGAUAAACUCUGUUUUCAUGGCUCUGAUCUUCCUGUCUGAAGAAAUCGCUAGGCAGUUCAUUGAAGUCUUGACUGAAGACACAGCACCUUGU